GUCUCCUCCAUUGCACAUCCAUAAUAGCAGACUGGUGCAUCAGCUGCUGAACCUGUCCCAGCUGUGUGAUGACGCCGGAUACAGAGCCCUGAUCUCACAUUCCCAGUGUGUCUGCCGUCGCGUCACUGAUGCUUCCCGAAGAUGAGGGAAUUGAGCAUCUUCAGGGCUCUCUUACUGCACAGAAAACCAGGAUAUUUCCAGAGUCUCAAUAAAUGAUAAUGUGCCGCUGGCUGCCGAGGGCUGAGGUGGGAGACAUUUCUGCGUAGCCUGUUUCCGUGGUCAUUUACUUUGCAGACUACUGAAUCUUCCCUUGGGAAGGGUAUUUGAAUUCUCUGGUCCUGUGUCCUACAGUCCUCACUGAUCCUUAUACACAGAUGGGGACUACUGAGGCCACACUGCGCAUGGAAAAUGUUGAUGUAGAAGUGAAAGAAGAAUGGCAGGAUGAGGACUUUCCUAGGCCUCUCCCUGAAGACAAUGGAAUGGAUACCCUUGGCACGCCCACAGAAGACAUUACCUCCUCCCCGCCAAGCACGCUAAACGUCAGUGACUCCCAUCGCAAGCGGAAAACACUUGUAGCUCCGGAGAUUAACAUCUCACUGGACCAGAGUGAGGGCUCUGUCCUUUCUGAUGACUUCCUAGAUACACCAGAUGAUCUGGAUAUAAAUGUAGAUGAUAUUGAGACUCCAGAUGAAACAGAUUCAUUGGAGUUUUUGGGCAAUGGAAAUGAUCUGGAAUGGGAAGAUGACACCCCUGUUGCAAGUGCCAAGAAUAUGCCUGGAGAUAGUGCGGACUUAUUUGGAGAUGGAGCAGUGGAAGAGGGGGGCACUACAAAUGGACGCUUGUGGAGGACAGUAAUUAUUGGGGAGCAGGAACAUCGCAUUGAUUUACAAAUGAUAAAACCAUACAUGAAGGUGGUAACACAUGGAGGUUACUAUGGCGAGGGUCUUAAUGCCAUCAUUGUAUUUGCUGCGUGUUGUCUACCAGAUAGCAGCUGUCCAGAUUACCAUUACAUCAUGGAGAAUCUUUUUCUCUAUGUGAUCAGUAGUUUGGAGCUGCUGGUGGCAGAGGAUUACAUGAUUGUUUACCUGAAUGGUGCCACACCUCGGAGGAGAAUGCCUGGGUUAGGAUGGUUGAAGAAAUGUUAUCAGAUGAUAGACAGAAGACUAAGAAAAAAUCUGAAAUCUUUAAUCAUCGUCCAUCCAUCCUGGUUUAUCAGGACAGUAUUGGCCAUCUCCAGACCAUUUAUAAGUGUGAAAUUUAUCAAUAAGAUACAGUAUGUGCACAGUCUGGAGGACUUGGAACAGAUCAUUCCUAUGGAGAAUGUACAUAUCCCUGAAUGCGUCUUGCAGUAUGAUGAAGAAAGGAUCAAAGCUAGGAGAGAAAGGACAGAAGAAAAGCAAGUUAAUGUGGAAAACACAAGCAUUCCACAAGCUGAAGAUUUGUCUUGUAAAUGAAUUCUAGCAAACAAGAAGAUCUCUGUGCACAUCACCAUGAAAUCAACCUUUGAAGAUCCCAACUGUAGCAUCCAGUUUACAUUUUUAUUUCAAAACCAUUUUGCCUGACUACACAUUCUUUUAUUAUCCAAGACUAUUAAUUGAUGUAGUCAGUUUCCUAGAGUGAAAAAUGGGUUUCCAGCAUUACUUCUUAAUUGAUGGAUUCUCCUUUCAAAAAUAGUUUGGGAUGAAAUAUUUUGAUCAUCAAGUUUAGAAUUGUAUCCCUCAUGCAUGUGAGAAUGCCAGCCCUUUUCACUAAACCUAUUUCCACUGAACGAGAAAGGAAGAUUAUGUUUUACGUUUACAUGUUUGGUAGUACAUACGGGAUUAGUAUACAAGUAUUACAGGAAGAAUAUUCAUUAAUGGAAUGUUUGGAGACUGUAGAGAUGUUUAUAUUGACUUUAAAAAAUACUAAAAUGGAAAUAUCACAUUUAAUUGCUUAAACUUUAUUACUUUUGAAUAUUUGCCAUGCAAAAGCAAGUGGCAAGUAUAUCAGUUUUGGGCAAGCAAACAAACAAACAAACAAACAAAUGUAGGAGUUAUGUAACAAUCAAAAUACAUAACUUAUUAUACCAGUGGCCUAUCAAUAUUAUAUAGUCAUAUCAGAAAUACCAAGUAUUCCUCAUGUGGAUUGGGCGUUUUCAUAUCGAAUAUCUAAUUGCCCACAACAUUCGCAGCCCAGAAUGCCCACAUGCAGCAUUUUCUCUUGCAAUAAAGUACUACUAACAAAAUCCCUACUCAGAACAAGCACCUACAGUAAGGCUUUAUAGCUUACAUAUACAGUAAGUGCUCAUUCUGCUAGUACUAUGUUAGCGAACUUUCAAAGAUAUAUUUUAUUUUUGCUGAAAUGUAUUGGAUGGAAUAUGGUUCUAGGUAAUUGACCAAAAUGAUUUAAGCUGAAAACAAAUCUGAGACAUUGCUGAACAAAUCUGAGACAUUGCUGGGUGACUAUGAUGCAGUACAUAUUGCGAGUACCAACAAAUAAAUUUCUGUAUGUAUGUAUGUAUGUAUGUAUGUAUGUGUAUGUAUGUAUGUAUAUAUAUAUAUAUAUACAUACAUACACACACACACACACACACACACACACACACACACACACACACACACACAUUCUGUUAUGCCCCUGAAAUUACAAGACCAUUACUACAAAAUAAACAUUUUAUUUGUAUGUUUAUAA
This is a messenger RNA of Pseudophryne corroboree (corroboree frog), 2670 nucleotides long. It is a transcript of the gene ATCAY, whose product is annotated as ATCAY kinesin light chain interacting caytaxin. The coding region runs from base 375 to 1454 and encodes 359 amino acids. Gene Ontology annotation, cellular component: cytoplasm. Gene Ontology annotation, biological process: apoptotic process. The record is from RefSeq and is a predicted model, not a curated record. The transcript is spliced from 12 exons. Lineage: Eukaryota; Metazoa; Chordata; Amphibia; Anura; Myobatrachidae.